Messenger RNA from Leptosomus discolor (cuckoo roller), 606 nucleotides. The record is from RefSeq and is a predicted model, not a curated record. NCBI's taxonomy places the organism in Eukaryota, Metazoa, Chordata, Aves, Leptosomiformes, Leptosomidae.
AUGCAUUUGGGCUGCUCUCACUGCUGGUUGUGCCCUCCAAAAAGUAGCCAGAAAUACCUGGUAAUUCUGAGCAGCCUUUGUUUAAAUUUGCUUUCUUCUGCAGAUUAUUUGUGCACUCCAGAGGAGAAUGUUUACAAGAUAGACUUCACCAGGUUCAAAAUCCGGGACAUGGAAUCUGGCACCGUCUUGUUUGAAAUCACCAAACCAGCAGCUUCAGAACGUGAACACAAUGACAAGAAGGACAUUGACCCCAAUGCUGGACGGUUUGUACGCUAUCAGUUUACCCCAGCUUUUCUUAGACUUCGGCAAGUGGGAGCCACGGUGGAAUUCACAGUAGGGGACAAACCCAUCAAUAACUUCCGCAUGAUUGAGAGACACUACUUCCGGGAUCAAUUGCUUAAAAGUUUUGAUUUUGAAUUUGGGUUCUGCAUCCCCAGCAGUAAAAAUACUUGUGAGCACAUCUAUGAAUUCCCACAGCUCUCUGAGGAUCUCAUUCGAGAGAUGAUCCUUCAUCCAUACGAGACGCAGUCGGACAGUUUCUACUUUGUAGACAACAAGCUGGUGAUGCACAACAAGGCAGAUUAUUCAUACAGUGGAGGACCUUGA